This is a messenger RNA of Protobothrops mucrosquamatus (brown spotted pit viper), 349 nucleotides long. Its product is annotated as transmembrane 9 superfamily member 2-like. Gene Ontology annotation, cellular component: membrane. Bases 43 to 342 code for a protein of 99 amino acids. The record is from RefSeq and is a predicted model, not a curated record. Lineage: Eukaryota; Metazoa; Chordata; Lepidosauria; Squamata; Viperidae. The transcript is spliced from 3 exons.
UUGUUUUGCUUUGGCUUCCUCUCGGUCCUAGUCUGGGUCGCCAUGGCGGUCGCGCGGCUGUUGCUGCUUUCCACCGUCCACGCGGUUCUUCCGCCCUUCAUCUUCCCUUUCUACCUGCCUGGCCUGGCCCCCGUUAACUUCUGCGAGAAGUCGGAUAAGGUCUCGGACUGCAAGUCUGUGAUAGAACUAUUUGUAAAUAGACUGGAUUCUGUGGAAUCAGUCCUUCCUUAUGAAUAUACUGCAUUUGAUUUUUGUCAAGCAGAGGGAGGAAAACGACCUUCUGAAAACCUUGGUCAAGUAUUGUUUGGUGAGAGGAUUGAAGCAUCUCCCUACAAGGUAUAAUCCUCAU